AAAGAAUAAAAAAAGGAAUAAGAAAAAGUGGCGAUUAGAUGAUAGGUGGAGGACUGUGGAAUAUAAGAAAGAAAGGGUCUUUCGGGGUUUAUGGUUAUGAACAAUGCGUCAUUGCGAAGCCGGAAAAAUAAACAUACUACAAACGCUACAAGCGUGAACUGCGAGGCAGUGGCAGAGGCAUCGACCUCCAUCCUUCAACCAUGGCUGCUGCAAUGGCGAAACCAGGCGCUCUCAGUCCCCUCUACUCUCACUUCAAAGAGCUUCCACUAUUGGAUUCCUGCUCGAUCCGUGCCAGGCCCAGGGAUUCUCAAUUUUCUGAGGUCAAUGUGAGGCUUAAACACACGCGAAACGCCUCAGUUCUUCCCGUAAUCAGAGCCCAGAGCGCCCCAGAUUACAUUCCGGCUGCCAAAUUUUACAAAGUGGAAGCGGUUGUGAGGCCCUGGCGAAUUCCGCAGGUUUCUUCGGCUCUCCUUAAAAUGGGCAUUCGUGGUGUUACGGUUUCUGAUGUUCGAGGAUUUGGUGCCCAAGGCGGUUCAACAGAAAGGCAGGGAGGCUCAGAAUUUUCUGAAGACAAGUUUGUUGCUAAAGUUAAGAUGGAAAUUGUUGUGACUAAAGACCAGGUUGAAGCUGUAAUAGAGAAGAUAAUUGAGGAAGCAAGGACCGGAGAGAUUGGUGAUGGGAAGAUUUUCUUGGUGCCCGUGUCAGACGUUAUAAGAGUUCGCACAGGAGAGCGUGGAGAGCAAGCUGAAAGGAUGACGGGAGGGCGAUCUGAUAUUUCCCCCAUUGCAUCACCUGCUUGAGUCUUGAGAUGAGCAAUGAAGAUCGAAGAUUAGCAUCUAACCCUUUUUUCAGCACUGUGCUCUAAUAACAUCCCUCCACCCACUCCAUUUUUCUGGGCUAAGCUCAGAAUAUCGCAGUACUAUUGUGUUUUUUUUUUCCUAAAUACAACAUCUAAUGUGGAAGGAGAAUAAAAGGGCAGCACAGUUUUGUAGUUUCUCUUUUUGUUAGAAACAUAAAGCGCAAGCACAGUUUUCCCAA
Molecule: messenger RNA, 1038 nt
Organism: Malania oleifera
Lineage: Eukaryota; Viridiplantae; Streptophyta; Magnoliopsida; Santalales; Ximeniaceae
Product: nitrogen regulatory protein P-II homolog
Exons: 8
Coding region: 201-800 (199 amino acids)
Biological process (GO): regulation of nitrogen utilization
Cellular component (GO): chloroplast thylakoid; cytosol
Molecular function (GO): enzyme regulator activity; ATP binding
Source: RefSeq, a predicted model, not a curated record